AUGGAAGAGCGAAAAAGCCCAAAACUUGCGAGGCUGUCCACUGUACCGACUGCCUUUUACAUCAUUCUGGUGAUGCUGGGCAUUUUGGGUAAUGCCACUGUGGUUGGAGUCAUUGGGAAGAGUGUGAUCACAGAGCGGGCUGGAGGACAUAACUCGGACAUCCUUAUUAUUAAUUUGGCAUUAUCCAACUUGAUGGUUUCCCUGAUGAGGAACAUAUUGCUUAUCGUCUCAGACUUCGGGGUAGAGCUGUACUCAUCUAAAGGCUGGUGCCAGUUCCUCAUGGGAAUCUGGGUGUGGCUGCGAUCGGUCAACAUCUGGUCAACACUCUUCCUCAGUGCAUUCCACCUCCAGACUCUGAGACGUGUGGUUCCUACUGCUGGGAACACUCAAAACUCUCGUAGCUUUCCAACAACCUUGCUGCUGAGUUUGGGCUUCAUGUGGUUUAUCAACCUUCUCUACUCCAUUCCUGCUUUUAUCUUUUCCAUAAAUGGAAACAUAAAUUCUACAGAGACCUUGAUGCUGGUAAGCAGCACAACGCGCCCCCUGCUGGGCUGCGUUUGGAACUUUCCCUCCACAUACAAUGGCCUGGCUUAUGCCACCACAUCCAUGGUGUUACAUGAAAUAGCUCCCAUCAUCUUCAUGACAGUUACUAACCUGAGUUCCCUGUACAGACUCUACAGCCACGGUAGAGUGCGGAGCUCACAGCAAAAUGCACCUGUUAUAAAGAAAAUACCAGCAGAGAGGCGAGCAGCCAAGGUGAUCCUCGCUCUCGUCAUGCUAUUUAUUUUAUCUUGGGGAACUAGCGUUAUGGCUGUCAACUAUUUCAACUACAACAAGAACUCCUCAGCUGAGUUUAUUCUGAUUAUUGCUCGAUUUGCUAAUAAUCUCUUCGUUGCCUUAUCACCUGUAAUUCUGGCAGUCGGACACCGGCAGCUUCGUUCCUGGCUAAAGUCUUUGCUCACACAUUAACAAAGCUGCUAGCUACCAGAACAUCCUGCUGAAGCACUCUGGACUACAACAAAGACAACACUUAGAAACUAUUAGCUUCUUUCUUCAACUUAAAUGUUGAUGGGUGUGAAUACAUUUGUGUGGGUGGAGAUGGAUAGACCUGGUGAGAAGGAAAAGUGUUACCCAGUAAACACUGAAUGUUUAGCUAACAUUCAACCAGCCUACAUUUCUCCGAAGGGUGGACUGAUAAGGACUUUAAGCAGACAUUUAAAGAACACUGGGAUGGAGAUCAUGGAAGUUUAAAUGUUGAACAAGCACUACUUUGUUAUUAUUAUUUAAGAGUUUUGUAACCAUCUACUUUUCAGAUAACCUACAGUAAUAUUCUUUUUAAGGUUUUUAGCCACAAGUUGUAAUGAAUGCUUUCAAAUUCUCGAGGAAAUCUCUUAAGAAUACAGUCCUGUCAUAUCUAAGCACAUGCAUUAUUGGCCUUGGGCACUGAAGUGUUACUGACCUGAGCUUUGGCACUUGAAUCAUGACAUGUUUUUCUUUACA
Melanotaenia boesemani (Boeseman's rainbowfish) is the source of this 1500-nucleotide messenger RNA. Its product is annotated as olfactory receptor class A-like protein 4. The transcript has 4 exons. Gene Ontology annotation, molecular function: G protein-coupled receptor activity. The record is from RefSeq and is a predicted model, not a curated record. Gene Ontology annotation, biological process: G protein-coupled receptor signaling pathway. The coding region runs from base 1 to 969 and encodes 322 amino acids. Lineage: Eukaryota; Metazoa; Chordata; Actinopteri; Atheriniformes; Melanotaeniidae. Gene Ontology annotation, cellular component: membrane.